AUGCUUAGUAUAGUCGCACGAAAUAUACGAACUAGUCGAUGUAAUCGAAUGCCGACUUACUGCAUCCAUCGGCAAUUGCGUACUACUCGACCUUUGAGAUUCAACCCAUUGGUAGAGCAAUUUGUUGAGGAACUAAAAGAAGAUGACGAUGGUAAAGACAACAAAGGGAAAGGGAAUAGUAACAACAACAAUGACAAAGAGUCCACGUUUGAACGAUUCAAAUCAUUCAUUACAAAAUGUCUUGAAACUAUUGGAAUUACAAUCUCAUCAGUCGGGGUAUUGGGUUUGGCUGGGUUCUUGUAUCAUCGAUUUUACAAUGAACAUGUAUUAUCCAAAAUGAACCAGGCAUUCGAGAAAGGUGACCCCUCUGCACAGAUAAAGAUGCAUACAAGGACCCACGAUGACAGCAACGAGCAUUUUAUCAAUGCCCAUUGGGUGGAAAGACCACAGCAAAAAUUGAUUGAUGAAAUCAUUGCGGGCAAGAUUAUUGGACGUUACUUUUUAAUUAUUGGAGAGAAGGGGACGGGUAAAACUUCAUUAAUAAUGGAGGCCAUGAAAAAAGUUGGUGGGUAUAAUGUAACGAUAUUUGACGCACACGCUGACCCGGAAAUUUUCCGAAUUCGGUUGGGGAAAGCAUUGAACUUCACUUUCAAUGAGGAUUACAUUGGCUCAUUGUUUUCAAUAAGGGGCCCUAGAGAUACCACUGCUCUAUUGGAUAUUGAGCGAGCGUUUGAAAAAUUGGAAGAGUUGGCAAUACAACGAGUCAACCAGAUCAAGCGUCCAUUGAUUAUGAUUAUCAACAAUGCCCACUUGAUUAAAGAGAAUGAAGAAGGAAUAAAAUUGUUGGAGUUGUUGCAGCAAAAAGCUGAAUCACUAAGCGGACUGGGAUUGCUUACAAUGAUAUUCAAUAGUGAUGAUUAUUGGGUUUAUGAGAAGCUCAAACAGCUAGGAACUAGAUUGGAAUUGAUCAAUGUUCGUGAUUUCAAUAGAGACGAGACCGUUAAUGCCCUCAAAUUUAUCCGUCAUCGCUAUUUCCCACUGGAUAAAGUGUUGAAAGAUGACAUGUGCAAUGCAGUCUAUGACUUGAUUGGUGGUCGUCCUCAACACAUCACUCAAGUCGCUCGUCACAACGAUAUAAUUAAAGCAUGCCAUGAGAUAAUUGAUCGAGAAAAGACGUGGUUUCUCAACCAAUGUGGAUUACUAGGCCUGGAUAUGGACGAUGAUGUGAUGGAAAGUGGUAAGUUUUCAACCAGUGCUAUGCUCCUAAUGAGAGAAUUUGUUGAAAUGGAUCGGAAUCGAAUGAAUACAUUAAUAACAAAUCAAAAAUCUUCCGAAUUUACUGACCACCACUUACCUGAAUUGCCUCUUUGGCGAGCUCGUCAAGUCAUGACACGAGCAGAUUAUAUUCAACGAUAUGACAACGCAAAUAUCUUCACCAUAGAUUCCGAGUCUCGUGUUCGUGCAGAUUCCGUGCCCAUGAUGCGGGCAUUCCAUGAGAUUGCUUCUCAACCUCAUUUCGACGAGUUAUUGCAGGACACUAUUGACAGAGUUGGUGAUAUUGAAUCACUAGGAAGAACAAGAGAGAUUGUAUUGAAGGAUUUGAAUUUAGGUAGUAGGUACUUGGUGCAAGGUAUUAAUGGUGAUGAAGUGACCAUGACCAUGCUCAAAUCUGCCAAAGAAGCUGAUUUGCAUGGAGAUUUUGAAGAGUUUAACGAGGAGGCAGCAAAUGAAAUGGAUUCGAGUAAUGGGGGUGAAAAGAAUGGAGUAGAAGAGGAUCAUGUGGAUGAGGAUGACUUGUACUUGGAGGAGAUUAACCGGAAAGAUUCAAGAAAAUGGUGGAAGAAAAGGAUGCAAAAUCGAUAUGACAAUUUUCUCUUUGACUGUGAUGGAGUAAUCUGGCUAGGAGACAGCUUGAUCCCUGGCGCUGCUGAAUUUAUUCAAUUACUCGUUGACAACAACAAGAAGUUUGCAUUUGUCACCAACAACUCAUCGAAUUCACGAAACACAUACUUGAAAAAGUUUACCAAAUUGGGUAUUCCUAGCAUCACAAAGGACAUGCUAUAUCCAACGUGUUAUUCAGCUGCGUUGGAAGUUAGAGAUCAGUUGAAAGUGCCCUUGGGGUCAAAAAUCUGGAUAUUGGGUGAACAUGGAAUCGAGGAAGAAUUGCAAGAAAUGGGGUACGUCACCCUAGGCUGCAACGACCACAAGUUGGAUCAUUUAGACUUGGAUAGUCCAAUUUUGGAAGUUGACCCUGAAGUGAAGGCGGUUGUAGUUGGAUCCACCAAAGAGUUUAAUUACAUGAGAAUAGCCCUGACUUUACAAUAUUUGUUACACGAGGGAAAGAGUAUUCCUUUUAUUGGAUGCAAUAUUGACCGCACGUAUCCUGGUCCCAAGGGAUUGACUUUGCCUGCUGGUGGCAGUGUGGUCGAUUAUAUGGCGUACACUGCAGAUCGGGAUUAUAUCAAUGUUGGUAAACCAAGCACACAAUUUUUAGACAUUAUAUUACAAGAUAAACGGUUUGAUAGAGACAGAACUUUGAUGAUUGGUGAUACUUUGUAUACUGAUGUCAAGUUUGGUAAUGACGGCAAUUUGGGCGAUGGACGUGGAAGUUUGUUGGUGCUUUCUGGUGGAACUAGAUUGACAGAUUUGCAGAGAUUGGUUGAUAAGGCAAGCAGUGAAAAGGAUUUAGUGCCUCUGUAUUUUGCUGAGUCGAUUGGAUACCUUGUUCAGUUGUUGGAACCCCAGAAGGAUUAG
Lodderomyces theae is the source of this 2754-nucleotide messenger RNA. RefSeq lists its product as uncharacterized. The record is from RefSeq and is a predicted model, not a curated record. Lineage: Eukaryota; Fungi; Ascomycota; Pichiomycetes; Serinales; Debaryomycetaceae. The transcript is spliced from 2 exons. Gene Ontology annotation, molecular function: phosphatase activity. The coding region runs from base 1 to 2754 and encodes 917 amino acids.